Molecule: messenger RNA, 807 nt
Organism: Oncorhynchus masou masou (cherry salmon)
Lineage: Eukaryota; Metazoa; Chordata; Actinopteri; Salmoniformes; Salmonidae
Product: histidine-rich glycoprotein-like
Exons: 2
Coding region: 1-807 (268 amino acids)
Source: RefSeq, a predicted model, not a curated record
AUGUGGUUUGGUAAGAAGAAUGGCCCUCUCCCCACAGCCUCUGAUCUGGAGGACUCAUUAAACAGAGAACAUCCUGGUCAUCUCUACUGCCGACACAAGAGACACCGACACAAGAGACACCGACACAAGAGACACCGACACAAGACACACCAACUGAAGAGACACCAACACAAGAGACACCGACACAAGAGACACCGACACAAGAGACACCAACACAAGAGACACCGACACAAGAGACACCGACACAAGAGACACCGACUCAAGAGACACCAACACAAGAGACACCGACACAAGAGACACCGACACAAGAGACACCGACACAAGAGACACAGACACAAGAGACACCGACACAAGAGACACAAGAGGCACCGACACAAGAGACACCGACACAAGAGACACCGACACAAGAGACACCGACACAAGAGACACCGACACAAGAGACACAGACUGAAGAGACACCGACUGAAGAGACACCGACACAAGAGACACAGACACAAGAGACACCGACUGAAGAGACACCGACACAAGAGACACCGACACAAGAGACACCAACACAAGAGACACCGACACAAGAGACACCGACACAAGAGACACAGACACAAGAGACACCAACACAAGAGACACCGACACAAGAGACACCGACACAAGAGACACCAACACAAGAGACACCGACACAAGAGACACCGACACAAGAGACACCGACACAAGAGACACCAACACAAGAGACACCAACACAAGAGACACCGACACAAGAGACACCGACACAAGAGACACCAACACAAGAGACACCAACACAAGAGACAUUGA